Anopheles coustani is the source of this 1518-nucleotide messenger RNA. Its product is annotated as chromosome-associated kinesin KIF4-like. The record is from RefSeq and is a predicted model, not a curated record. Lineage: Eukaryota; Metazoa; Arthropoda; Insecta; Diptera; Culicidae. Gene Ontology annotation, biological process: microtubule-based movement; mitotic spindle organization. Bases 1 to 1518 code for a protein of 505 amino acids. Gene Ontology annotation, molecular function: microtubule binding; ATP binding; microtubule motor activity. The transcript has a single exon.
AUGGACACAUCCUUAGCCACAGCGGUGCCAGAUACCGUGCAGGUGGCGGUAAGGAUCCGGCCCCUCUCGCAACGUGAACUGGCAAAAGGAUACGAGAACGUGAUUGUCCAACCGAACCCGCCCGAACCACGUCUGAUAGCGCGGGGCCAAGAGGAGUUCACCUUCACCGAGGUGUUCGGACCCGAAGUGGACCAGCUCGAGGUGUACGAGCGGUCCGUGAAGGCUAUCGUGCUAAAGUUGCUCGAUGGUUUUAACGUGUCCAUUUUAGCUUACGGCCAGACGGGGUCUGGGAAAACCUAUACCAUCGGAACGUCUUUCACCGGGUCCCGAUUGACGGGCAAUGUGGGCAUUCUGCCGCGAGCACUUCUGGACAUCUUCUCUAUGGUUAACGGCGAACAAGGGAAAGCGGUAACAGAUGGGACACGCUACCGGGUGUGCUGUUCCUUCAUGGAACUGUACCAAGAUCACGUUUACGACCUGCUAUCCCAUCGACAACGGUACGAGCGGUUGCUAGGUAUCCGGGAGGAUGUCAGCGGAGGAGUGUUUGUAAAAGGUUUAACCGAGCUAAACGUCUCUAGUGCGGAAGAAGCAUUGCGUUGGUUGGGGCACGGUGCUGGAAGUCGUGCAACGGCCCCGACCAGCAUGAACAAGGAAUCAAACAGAAGUCACACUAUCUUUACGGUUAUCGUGCGAUCAUCUGCUGGUAGUUCCGACGAAAGAGUGACCAUAUCGAAGCUGCACUUUGUCGAUUUGGCAGGCUCUGAACGGGCAAAGAAGUCGCGCGCCUGUGGGGACCGCUUACGAGAAUGUAUUCAAAUAAACAAGGGUCUGCUGGCGCUAGGGAACGUCAUUUCAGCUCUUGCAAGCCAUACGAAAAACAGCCGCAACACCGUAUACGUCUCGUAUCGCGACUCGAAACUCACCCGCCUGCUGCAGAACUCGCUCGGUGGGAACUCGAUUACGCUCAUGCUAGCCUGCGUUUCACCCGCAUGCUAUAACCUCGAGGAAACACUUAGCACGCUCCGGUACGCCGACCGCGCCCUGGCCAUCCGCAAUAAACCAACGAAAAGCUCACCCAGCCCUUCACUGGAGAGUGGUUCCAGCUCCGGGACGGAUGCACUGGAACGGCUAACGAAAACCGUGUCCCGCUUGCGCGUCGAAAACGAGAAGCUGCGCCAGCGAAUCUCAGCCGAGUUGCGACCAAACUUCGGGGUGACGGCGAAUGCCACCGGUAAGCAUUUGAUUGCCCAAAACCGCCUUCUGCACGGUCAACUCAAGGCGUCCUUCGAGGAAUCGACCCGAAACGAACUGCGGGCGUCCAUCGCGGAAAAUGCACUAGGCCGGCUGGAACCACUCGUGAUCACCGAGACGAUCGACCCGGCACUAGAAAUACCGGAUAGCGAGCAGAAGUCCGCGGAAGAGUUACGCCGAAAGUGCCUGGAGGUGCUGCUACGCUACCGCACGGAGUACGAGGCCCUCCGUCAACGUCCAACGGCCCAACAGCGAUUCACGAUCUAA